AUGAAGCAAACUGAUAGUAUCACGAUAUCAUCGCCAUAUAAAUCAUCACCAGAAGCGAGAAUUAAAAGACAAGAUGAAUCACCAACAAGGAUAGUAUUAUCAGAAGUGAGGCUAAAUAUGGAUCGUCCUUGUGGAAGCCUCGCCGUUCGAACAAGUGAUGUCCAGAGCGAUGUGAUCGAAAAACCGGAAAAGCCGGAUGAACAUGAAAAUGUUUCUACAGAAAAGAAAGAACAGCAAGUUAAAUCGUGUGAAACCAAUAUGGAUCGUAGUAAUCUACGUGACGUUACACCGAUACGACGAAGAACGGAUAUGGAAGAGUACCGCCGAAGCGACAAGAAAGAUUUAUUGGGCGAAAUGAGAAAAGUGAUCAAUGCUAAUCAUCCUACGCGGAAAGCUAGAAGGAGAAAAGUUUUUCAAACAGAUGAAAAUGCAAAAUAUACCGUUCAAAGAGAAAGCGAUUGUCAAGGUUGCAAAUUUGUGGAGUUUGAGUUAAAGAUUCUUACAGAAAAGAUGAAAGAAUUAGAAAGAAAAGUGAAACCAAGAUUAAAAAUAAAGAUACUUGGCAAUGAAAGUUUCUUGAAAAAGGAAGAUUUGGAAAUCCGAAUUAGAGAGUUUCAAAAUGAAAUGAUAGUUCAGAAAAGUUACUAUCAAAAAGAAUUGGAAGAAAGUUGUAAUGAAAAAGAACGAUUAAAAAUGGAACUGAUGAAAGUCGAUGAGAAAAUUAGUAUCUUGGAAAAAGAAACAGAAAAGGUUAAAAAAUCCAAUAAUCAAUACCUAUCCAUUAUACAGGUUAUGCGAGAAAACUCCGCAGAAUAUUUUCAAGAUCAAAAAAAUCUGUUAGAAAUGAAUCGAUUAGCAAAAGCGCAAUUGUAUCAAUCGAAUGAAUUGAUGGCAAAACAAUAUGAAAUAAUGCUUAAGAAAGCAUGUGAUGAUAAUUUGAAACUUUACAUUCAUCUUAAGAAGAUUGAGAAAAUUUUUGAAGAUGAAAAUGUUCAAAUGUUACGAUCAAAAGUGUUCCGUCGACAAAUGCAGAAAAAAUUGAAUGUAUUAUUGGGAAAGUUUAGAAAUGAAAUAAAUAGUUCAAAUAUGAAAUGGUUAGGUGAAGAAAAUAUACGUCAUGCUGCAGAUAAUUUUGAAGCAAUAAUAGAAACAAUUUUAAAUGAUAAGCCAUCAUUUCAUUUCUUAGUUGAUCGACUUACAAUUUUCAUCAAGGAACAAAUUCUUAAUGAGCACUUUAAAUUAUCCGAGAGUGGUAGUAGUAAGAAAGAAUUGAUCAAAAGCCAAGGAUCAGAAGCAUUCGUGAUGUUUAAGAGAAAAUUCCGCGAACGGAUUUGCUCAAUGUUGGAAAGGUUUGCAGAAAGACAGAAGAACGAAUUUUCCAAAAACAUUUCGAUGGUAUUAAACCACCUGAAUGAUGCUGAUGAAAGAAUUGAUACCAGUUUAACGAAUCGUGUUGAAAAUAUGGGUGAUAUUAUUGCCGUUAUUGAUUGUAAACAAAAUGAUCUCCGGCAGAUUGAAGAAAUAUUGGAUUAUAAUAAUGCGAUGGUGAAGACAUUCUCUGAUCGAAGAAAUAUUACAGUGGAAAUGACAAGUGAUUCACUGAAUUUUGAUAAUCAAAAGCGUAAGCUGAGGGAAACGUGUGUCUAUCUUACCGAUGGAUAUGUGAAGCUUAAAAAACAAGUGGAAAAUCUGGAGAAAAUGCAUAAACAACUUUUGUUGACUUCCAGACUGCGGAUGAAUCAAAGUGUGAGUAUGCGUGUUUCAGAUGAUGAUUGGAAUAAGGAAGUGAUGCAAAAGUUUCGUCCUGCACCAUCAUAUGUCGGAAAAUUAUCGCUUUUUUUUCCUCCUACAGCUUCAUAA
Molecule: messenger RNA, 1860 nt
Organism: Cercopithifilaria johnstoni
Lineage: Eukaryota; Metazoa; Nematoda; Chromadorea; Rhabditida; Onchocercidae
Source: the annotation of a GenBank genome assembly